AUGGCACCAGUUGGGGGCAAAAAGGCCAAAAAGGGCAUCCUAGAACGGUUAAACUCUGGAGAGGUCGUGAUUGGAGAUGGAGGUUUUGUCUUUGCACUGGAGAAGAGGGGCUAUGUGAAGGCAGGGCCCUGGACCCCAGAAGCUGCUGUGGAACACCCAGAAGCAGUUCGCCAGCUUCAUCGAGAAUUCCUCAGAGCUGGAUCGAAUGUCAUGCAGACCUUCACCUUCUACGCCAGUGAAGACAAGCUGGAGAACAGGGGAAACUAUGUUGCAGAGAAAAUAUCCGGGCAGAAAGUCAAUGAAGCUGCUUGUGAUAUUGCCCAGCAAGUGGCUGAUGAGGGAGACGCCUUGGUGGCAGGAGGCGUAAGCCAGACACCUUCGUACCUUAGCUGCAAGAGAGAAACUGAAGUCAAAAAAGUCUUCCAGCAACAGUUAGAGGUCUUCAUAAAGAAGAACGUGGACUUUUUGAUCGCAGAGUAUUUUGAACACGUUGAAGAGGCUGUAUGGGCAGUUGAAGUCUUGAAAGCAUCUGGGAAACCAGUGGCAGCGACCAUGUGCAUCGGCCCAGAGGGAGAUUUGCAUGGUGUGGCCCCUGGCGAGUGUGCAGUGCGCCUGGUUAAAGCAGGAGCUUCCAUCGUUGGCGUGAACUGCCAUUUUGACCUCACAACUAGCUUACAAACAGUGAAGCUCAUGAAAGAAGGCUUGGAGGCCGUGGGACUGAAAGCCCACCUGAUGAGUCAGCCCUUGGCCUACCACACUCCCGACUGCGGCAAACAGGGAUUUAUCGACCUGCCAGAAUUCCCCUUCGGACUGGAGCCGAGAGUUGCAACCAGAUGGGAUAUUCAAAAAUAUGCCAGAGAGGCCUACAACCUUGGGGUCAGGUACAUAGGUGGGUGCUGUGGAUUUGAGCCCUACCACAUCAGGGCGAUUGCAGAGGAGCUGGCCCCGGAAAGGGGAUUUUUGCCACCAGCUUCAGAAAAACAUGGCAGCUGGGGAAGCGGUUUGGACAUGCACACCAAACCCUGGAUUAGAGCAAGGGCCAGGAAGGAAUACUGGGAGAAUCUUCGGAUAGCCUCAGGCAGGCCGUUCAACCCUUCUAUGUCAAAGCCAGAUGCCUGGGGAGUGACCAAAGGAACAGCCGAGCUUAUGCAGCAGAAAGAAGCCACGACGGAGCAGCAGCUGAGAGAGCUCUUUGAAAAACAGAAGUUCAGAUCUGCAUAAUAGCUUCAGCGGAACCCAUUUUCAGUGACUUCCUCUAUGUUUGGAAGACCACAGUUCCAAAAAUAAGGAAAAGAUGGUUAAAAGGCAA
Messenger RNA from Kogia breviceps (pygmy sperm whale), 1309 nucleotides. The record is from RefSeq and is a predicted model, not a curated record. NCBI's taxonomy places the organism in Eukaryota, Metazoa, Chordata, Mammalia, Artiodactyla, Physeteridae.